AUGGACAUUCCCGUCACAGUCGAAAGACUUAUAGUGUACGCCAUACUGCUGAAUGAUAUAUAUUAUGUCUGCGGCGUUGGUUUCAUAGCCUGCGAUACAGAAUCAUUCAUCGGUAGCAAGACUGGCAGCCUCCGCAUAAUCAAUAUCUGUCAUCCCCAACUGAUAAAAUAUGGCUUGCUGAGGACGCGCUUGGAGUCAGAAUACCUCGGUUGUGGGGAGGAGAUAAGUCUGAGACACAGUCCUAGGAGGCUGAGGAUCAGUCACAAUAUAAAUAAACUAGCUCUAAAGUUCCGACACCUAAGCUGGCUGCAUCAUAAUAACCCCUUUUCUGAAGAAACCCUCCUUGUUCGAAAUGAGCAUCCGUCCAGGUCAAGCCAAAAUGUUUUGAAAGAGAGCUUUAUAUUCAGCAGAAUCCAACACAGGAGAGUGAAUUAG
Molecule: messenger RNA, 435 nt
Organism: Aspergillus welwitschiae
Lineage: Eukaryota; Fungi; Ascomycota; Eurotiomycetes; Eurotiales; Aspergillaceae
Exons: 3
Coding region: 1-435 (144 amino acids)
Source: RefSeq, a predicted model, not a curated record